AUGGCAGUCACUCAAGCCAUGCCCAACCCCGCUGUUCAGGCCCGAGUUGGCCAAGUGCUGCCUCUCAUUAGAGUCCAGCAUGUGGAUAACAAUCCGGCUGUCAAUUACUUUGCAACCCCGGUGCUUGUAAGCGAUACCGGCGCUGUGGUUGAUGCCCUCCAGGCAACCAGAGCUGUAACGGGCAGGCCAAUCAACGGGGGCUUCAUCCAAUACACCUUUACCGAUCUGGUCAUCUUAGCCCCCGGCACCUACUACCUUCGCGCAGAUGUGUACGAGUUGAUUGGGGGCGCCGGUCUUGUGGCACAGAUCAACUCGAUCCCAAUUGUGGUGACCAACUAG
Trichoderma aggressivum f. europaeum is the source of this 339-nucleotide messenger RNA. RefSeq lists its product as uncharacterized. The record is from RefSeq and is a predicted model, not a curated record. The coding region runs from base 1 to 339 and encodes 112 amino acids. Lineage: Eukaryota; Fungi; Ascomycota; Sordariomycetes; Hypocreales; Hypocreaceae. The transcript has a single exon.